Molecule: messenger RNA, 4666 nt
Organism: Oryzias latipes (Japanese medaka)
Lineage: Eukaryota; Metazoa; Chordata; Actinopteri; Beloniformes; Adrianichthyidae
Gene: gcgra
Product: glucagon receptor a
Biological process (GO): adenylate cyclase-activating G protein-coupled receptor signaling pathway; cell surface receptor signaling pathway
Cellular component (GO): plasma membrane
Molecular function (GO): gastric inhibitory peptide receptor activity; peptide hormone binding; glucagon receptor activity
Source: RefSeq, a predicted model, not a curated record
GCAAAGCGGCUCGCGCCCACAAAUGCCAACUACACGCGCGCCCAGAUCCAACCACACUACGGAGUGUUUUCCUUUUUUAAACAUUUUUUACUUUAAUUCCCUUUGAAUGGAGUUUUAUUUCAAAGCAGGAGCUGUUGUUUUUGUUUGCUGACAGCUUAGUCGGCGAGUUGCUGAAGGGAGCCGUCAUUUCUGAUGAAAGUUGGAACAGGGAAGCGGUUUAUAAUCUGCUCAGAUGAUGAGCAGCGCUUGCGGACAAAUUCUGGAGAACUGCGAAAAUCCCUACUGUCAACGGCGGUGUGGCGAGUGUAGAUAAGACCCCUAAUGAGGUGAAAACUCCUCCCCAACCUGCAGUGUUCCUUUCCAGCACCAAAAGCAGGAACAAGGGAUGUCCGAGCCGUUACUCUUCUUGAAAGUGCUCAUAGUGUCCUGCAGCAUCCAGAUGUCUUCUGCUGCUACCAUGGAUAAGCUUAAGGAAAGCUGGAGGCUCUAUAUGGAAGAGUGCAAACGGAACAACAGUCAAGAUCCACCCAGCACUGAGCUCGUGUGCAAUAGAAUGUUCGACAAAUACGUCUGUUGGCCUGAUGGACUCCCCAACACUACUGUCAGCGUGCCAUGCCCGUGGUAUUUGCCGUGGUACCAUAAAGGUAAUAGAAUUCAGCAUGGCAUGGUGUAUCAGGAAUGUGAUGCCAAUGGUAAGUGGGUAACCAUGGAGAACACCAGCGAGUGCGACCCACUUGAUUCAACCCCGCUGUACUAUGGCCACAUUCGGAUCAUGUACACUGUAGGCUAUUCCUUAUCCCUGGUGGCUUUAGUGUUGGCUCUUGGUAUUCUCAUAUUUUUCAGGAAACUGCACUGCAUGAGGAAUAACAUCCAUAUGAACCUUUUUGCCUCCUUCAUCCUCCGAGCCCUGUCCAUACUCAUAAAAGACGCCCUGUUGGAGGCCAACCACACAGCGCAGGACCUCAGCAGAGACCAGGACCAGGGCUUUCCCAGUGCCUCUAUGCCUCCCAUGGAGCUGCUGGUCAGCAAUAUGACAUCUGUCAGCUGUCGAAUCGCCGUGGUGAUGAUGCAGUACAGCAUUAUGGCCAACAGCUACUGGCUGCUGGUGGAAGGCAUCUAUCUUCACAACCUUCUGGUCAUCACUGUGUUUACAGAGAGAAACUACUUUAAAAUCUACCUUUGCAUCGGCUGGGGGACACCAUUAAUUUUCCUGGUUCCAUGGGUGAUCUUGAAAUAUUUAAAUGAAAAUCAAGAGUGCUGGGAACAAAACAUAAGUAUGAAUUACUGGUGGAUCAUUCGAGCCCCGAUACUUCUUGCAGUUGUGAUCAACUUUCUAAUCUUUAUACACAUAAUCAAAAUUCUUGUGUCCAAACUUCGAGCACACCAAAUGAGAUACACGGACUAUAAAUUCAGGUUGGCCAAGUCAACUUUGACCCUGAUUCCAUUGCUGGGAAUCCAUCAGGUGAUCUUCAUCUUUGUCACAGACGAGUCCACUAAAGGCACCAUCAGCUUGCGUCUCACCAAGCUUUUCACCGACCUCUUCUUCUCCUCCUUUCAGGGUCUUCUAGUGGCCAUUUUAUACUGCUUUGUCAACAAAGAAGUCCAGUCUGAGAUCCUUAAGAAGUGGAAGCGUUGGAAGUUGGGGAGGAACAUUGAGGAGGAAUAUCGGCACACCUACAGCAAUACCCCCAAUACAAAGUCUGGCAGCCUGCUGAACCACGUCUCUCGGCUCCCUCAGCUGCCAGACAUCACCAAAUCCUCUGCUCCAGUUUGCAACCCUGAAGAAAGGUGCAUGCUGGUGCCUGGCUUGCAAAACGGUGUGGUAAACUCCAAGUGUGCCUCCCAUACGCGUGAAGGAACCAUCAGCAACUGCACCCUGGUGGAGGAUAUUAGCCUCACAGAAAAGGCGCAGUGUAACGAAAGCCAUCGAGAGAAUGUGGAGAGCCUCCUUUAAAAGACAAAAGGGACGGAGAACUUGAUAAAAGGCUUGGAUGGCUUUCCUUUCGUUUGAGCUUUCGUCCAGCUUUGGCUAAAUGCCCAGGAUGUCCUGAAAAGAACAGUGUUGACUGAAUCACCCGACAGAGCAGACCUUAGCGGUCAGCAUCGCUGGUAUACAGAGCAGCACCCAAACCCCGUAAAAGGACAACAACGUCAGACAUCUGCGCCCAGAUGCCCGAUGUGCCGUGAGUCUCCUCAAUGGAUUGAUGCUUGCUGUUAAAGUAUGUAAAGCUGCUUCUUGUUGAACAAGUAGUCAACAGCAAUUUAAGCCAGAUAAGCCAUUGAAACUAUUAUGAAAAAAAAAAAAAAAAGAAUUAAAAAUUCAAACGAUAAAGCAACAAAUAGCAAGAGAAACAGGGUUCUGGCUUAUGCCUUUAUUUUAUUUUAUGGUACUGACACUUAAAGACAUGACCAAAAGAAGAUUGUAUGAACAGAAAGGAAGCUUUUUUAUGUCGUUCUGGUCUCUGUAAAUAGUUUUCUUGUCUAUACGGACUUAAAUGAAGGUGUUGGCCUCAUACAGUAACGUGUCAUUAUUAAUAGGAAACAGGCAGCUGCUCACCUCAUGGUUUGUAUUAAGCUAAAAUGAUCACUGCUUUAGUUUCUGCUUUGACUACAAACCAAGCUGUAAAUGCAAGGCACACAAAGUGCAUUUUUGAGGUUAAAAAUCCACAGCUGACAUGGCCUGUGAAUCAACCAUGUCAGUCAACCAGAAAUUAAGCUCAGUUUUCUGUUAAAAUGGUGAUUUAAUGAGCUGUAUCUUCAAACCGGGUGAAUCAUUUGCCCAGGUUGCGUGCCAUAGACUGUCAUCACAUCACCAUCCCUUCUUAGAGCAAAUGUUUAAAAAUCUAGCACUUGAACUCAGUCGGUCCGCAGAUGUCGUACAAGAUGCAGACAUAGAAGAAAACUCUGCAGCCUAGCAGUAGAACAAAACUUAAUGUGCUAAAUGGUGGUACAUUUACUGAAAAAGGAGCUGCCUGCAAAGUGUUCAUCAAUCUUUGAAUUCCCUAAAAGAUUUUCCAGAACCAACUGAACUUGAGUUUGUGUUUAUGGCUAUUUGCACAGUGUUAAUUUAUAACUGAUAAAAUGGUGUACAUAUGUGUGUUUAUACAGAUGAUUCUAUUUGAUUGCAGUAAAUAUAUUUCAUACAUGCUAGUUAGCGUGUUUGUGUGGGUGAAUGCGGGUGCACAAACGUUCAGGGUAUGAACGCAUAUGGUUAAAGCAUUCCAGCUUUGUGUUGCAAUAGGAUGGAUUAGCAUUAGGAGUCAGAAAGCGAGGGUGUCAAACAAACCAGUGGAGCUGACUCUAUUCAAGACCUUGAGGUCAGAGGCCAUCAGAGAUCACGUUUGAUCCAGCACACGCUGUGUGGCACCGCCGGCCAUGCAUGAGCUUCUGGCUGCACAAGGAAAAAUGUAUUUUAUCAAAAGGAUUGGAUUUCUCAAAGUUGUGGGGCCAGAUGCAUAAAAGUGUGUUUAGUUUUGUAACUUACACUGCACAGAAUCUGAUGCCGUGCAUGGUUCUGAUUUGAAAAUCUAAAUAGGAAUCAUUAUUGAAUUGGAUGCACCUGUUUGAGGAGCGACUCUCACUCCUUUUGUUUGCUUCAUCAUUUCUUCGAGGUUUGUUCAUAAAAACUUCUGCGGAGCCAGAACAGAAUAUGCAUAGGAACAAAAGCAUUAAAAAAAAAAAGUGAAAAUGACACACCUAUCUGUGCAUCAAAAAGAUAAAACACGUACAUUUUUCUUGGGUGCCUUGGUGCUGGAAUCACAAAAGGAUCGAAACUUUUAGAAUAAGAUAAAAGAAGCACACAUCAACAUUUUUGGACUUUGAAUAAUUACAAAAAACAUUAAAAUAUACAUAGUUUGUGCUUUUAAUAUUCUUGCUUAGAGAUACAGAAAUACAGAUAGGAAACUUGUUUUGCCUUUUUUUAGUACUUGCAGUGGUUUGAUUACCACAUAGGAUCCAAAAGUCCUCUCAUAAUUGCUGUAGAAAGGUCUUCCAGUCCUGCAACAGUCCUGCAUUCUACACAACUGUGGCAAUCUAACACAUCUGCAGUGUUGACAAAGGAAAUAUUCAGUUAAUAUUCAGCCACGUUUUAUUGAAGUUGCUUUUAUGGUUUGCACGUACCCAAUGUAACUUUAGAAAUACAACUUUUUGGUGGUAAAUGUUGUAGCUGCGGUUUCAUCGGUUUACCUGUUUUUAUGCAUCUGGCUUCUGACAAACUACAGAACAAAUCUAAAUUAAACAUUGACAUUUUUGCCAUGUUGAAUCACAGCUCGGUGCUUUAACCAGUUUCUGCAUUAGAGUAGCUGUUUUCCACCAACAUCUAUUUGUAACUGCAGGUAGACCUCCAAAAAGUAGAAGUGUAAUGCACGUGGAGUGGAGGCAAAUUAAGCUUUGUUUUGAAAUCAUUUAUGAGCUGUAUCAUCAUGUGGCGGAUCUGGUGACACCCAUUUGCUUUGGUUACUCCCCUUUCUGGACCAAACUGGUUCUGUCAGAAUGUAUUCAUUGAAAGGUGCACAUUUUCCUUUUGAUAUUCUCUUCAAGGUGGUUUUUGUACAGCUUUUUGGUGUAAAGAAAUCGUUGGUGAAAGUUGACUGCCGUCAGGUGUAAAAUAUCUUGUGUCUUCUUUGUGCAAAAAAGAAAGUAAUAAAUUUCAGUGUAUGUAAAGGAA